Messenger RNA from Linum trigynum, 1463 nucleotides. Lineage: Eukaryota; Viridiplantae; Streptophyta; Magnoliopsida; Malpighiales; Linaceae. The record is from the annotation of a GenBank genome assembly.
GAUAAGUUUCUUUAUCUUGCACAGCAUGGGGGCUUGUGUUCACUAACCGAUUCCCCCUAUCCUCUCCCACCAGUCCUCACUACCAAAAACUAAAGAGUAGUAAUAGAAACACGAGCAAAAGGAACCUUGGUAAAUUUCAUGGCUUCCAUUGCAACAAUAUCUGCAUCUAUACACAGCGCUUGCUGCUACAGCUCGCAUCAUGCUAAAAUGAAGCAACAACCUCCAGCUGCCCAUGCCAGGCCAAAAACACGUUCACUGGCUUCAAAACAAGUUACCCAUGUUACUACUGUAACCGUUGAUGGUCCUCAAAAGGGUUCAAGUCCUGCAGCCAUGGCUGAACAGCCUGCUUCCCACUUUGUUGUGCCAAAGGUCGACGACAACACCGGCAAAGAUGCAGAGGAGAAUGGGUCAGAAACAAAACCAGAAUCCGGUGGCAUGAAAUUCGUUGAUGAACGGUGGAAGAAGGGAACCUGGGAUCUCAACAUGUUCGUCCAAGACGGGAGAAUGGAUUGGGAUCGUCUGAUUACUGCUGAGGCUAAAAGAAGAAAGCACCUGGAAUUAUUUCCUGAAGCAACGAGGAACGAAGAACCAGUGGUCUUCAGGAGCUCAAUCAUUCCAUGGUGGGCUUGGCUGAAGAGAUCGUAUCUCCCUGAAGCAGAGCUGCUGAAUGGACGAGCGGCAAUGAUAGGGUUCUUCACGGCGUACGCGGUGGACGGUCUGACCGGGAUGGGUCUGGUUGGUCAGACCGGGAACUGGGUCUGUAAAACGGGGCUGUUGGUGACGAUUGUUGGAGUGAUUCUGCUGAGGCGCAGUGGAGAUUUGGAGAAGCUGAGGAAACUGGCGGAUGAGGCCACGUUUUACGACAAGCAGUGGCGGGCGUCCUGGGAACAAGAAGAAGAGAAGAUCUAGACUCGGCAGUCUGAGUCACGGGUUCUCAGCAAGAUCCGGAGCUGAUGCAAGAAAACGGUGUACUACUCUCUGAUGUGAAUGUGAUUAGGGGUGUCAAUUCGGGUUCGGUUUUUUGGUUUAUUCGAAACCGACCCGAUUAUAUACAUUUUCGGUUUUUUGGGUUUGGGUUCGUUUUGGGUUUCGGGUUUUUUGGUUUCGGGUUCGGUUUUGCUUAUUGGUUUUUCGGGUUCCGGCUAAAAACCUCCAAUGAAUAAAACUCAGCCCAUAUUUUAGGCGUUCGUGUUUUCGGGUUUCGGUUUUGCUUUAACCGAACCUGAACCAAAUAAGGAAUUUUCGGGUUUUGGGUAACCGGAACCCGCAAGUCCUUAUCGGAUUCGGGUUCGGUUUUAGUGAUCUUCGGUUUUGGAUUUUCGAGUUUUUUCGGGUUUCGAUUUGGAUAACCGAACCCGACCAGAACUGACACCCCUAGAUGUGAUGCUUAAUGUAAACUAGAGGGUAAUUUUGGAACUUAGAACACCAGAUCAAUUUUGAUGCAAUGAAAUCACUGAGAAUUG